Dracunculus medinensis (Guinea worm) is the source of this 585-nucleotide messenger RNA. Lineage: Eukaryota; Metazoa; Nematoda; Chromadorea; Rhabditida; Dracunculidae. The record is from the annotation of a GenBank genome assembly.
AUGCCAGUACGGCCUCGUGUUGAUCGUCUUCGAACAAUUUAUCGUGCAGCGAGAGGCUUAAAUUUUGGUUGGAAAAUGAGUGAUUUUCCAUCAACUCCAAUGUAUAAUGGUGUUUGUUCAUUUAUACCUCAGUUACAUCGAGUAACACUUAGAUUCUGUCGUCAGUCAGAAAGUAGCACUGGUAUGCGCAAUUUUAUUCGAAAUCAACUAUCACAGUUCGCUAAUGAAAAUCCUUCAACGGUCGUUUAUGUGCAACCAGUAAGAAAUACAACGCCGACAUUACGUGGUGAGUAUGGUAAUGGACGUAUGGUGCAUAUUCAUGCGAAAGGAUUUAGUGAAGAUAUCGUUGCAAAACAUAUGAAUCUUUUAAGGACACGAUGUGGCUCACCUGUUUUGGAAAUGGAGUCUUGUCAAACAGCGGUAAAAGAUUCAAUUCAAGGUAUUUGGAAUCCGCUUUUAAAUAUCGAUACGGAACAAAACAUUACCAAUUUACCAAACGAAAAAUUCUCGAAAUAUCGAAGUUAUGAAAUGACAGCAACAGAAUACGUCGCUAAUUUACCAACUGAAAGUGGUGAUGCUUCAUGA